Molecule: messenger RNA, 3344 nt
Organism: Syngnathus acus (greater pipefish)
Lineage: Eukaryota; Metazoa; Chordata; Actinopteri; Syngnathiformes; Syngnathidae
Gene: mnta
Product: MAX network transcriptional repressor a
Exons: 6
Coding region: 252-1925 (557 amino acids)
Biological process (GO): regulation of transcription by RNA polymerase II
Molecular function (GO): RNA polymerase II cis-regulatory region sequence-specific DNA binding; protein dimerization activity; DNA-binding transcription factor activity, RNA polymerase II-specific
Source: RefSeq, a predicted model, not a curated record
GGCUCUGCGUGAUUCACAAACCUUAUUUGUUCCUACUACUUUGAGCGCCAUCUUGUUCGGAACUUCUACCCACUAGUUUGCACUCAAGGGGGUGUCCGGUUACCCCGCUCCUGCCCUCCUUAGCGCGGGGAUAUCUCGCUCUUUCUCUCAUUUGCUUUUAUCCCGCAACAGGCUUUUCUUGCGUUCGCUUACAUCGCCCCCUCUGCUUUUUGGUUUGCUUUUGGACUGAGAAUCUUUCCAAGCGGACAGAAAUGAGCAUCGAAACGCUUUUGGAAGCCGCCAAGUAUUUGGAAUUGCAAGCCCAACAACAACAGAGAGCACGUGAGGAUGAACUGAAAGAGAAGCUGCGUCUGGAUCUGCUGACGGAGCAAAGACUGACCGAUGUCAACAAGUACAACUGCCGAGGCCACAUCAACAAUGUUUUUAAAGCGGACGAGCUUAUUACUGAGCGCCCCCCGGCCUCCAUACCGCCCUCCCUGCCUCCCCCCUCCAUGUCCAUCGCAGUCAUCCCCAUUCCGGUGGUCAAACCCGACCCGGCAGCCUCGCCUUCUCUCCCUGUGGCCUUGCUCUCCCAUCCUGCUGCUCCCCAUCUAGCCUCCCCCAAAAGGGUGCCUCCUUCUCCUCAAGAACAAGGUGUCGUAGCUCCACCGCGUUCUCCCCAGCCAAAACCGGAUGACCAGAACCACAAACUGCCCUCCCAGAACCAUCAACAUCACCCAACGCAGCUCCUUGCUCAAGCCAACAGCGCUAACACGCAGCAGCAGACGGCGCACCAAAAGCUACAAUGCUAUCCAGGUUCCAUCGUCUCGCCCCCCCAUCAGCCUGUAAUGCUCCCCCAGUCCCUCCAGCCAGCACUCUUGGUGAACGGCCUUGGCAGUCGGGCCAGUCCUCCUGAUGACGGACGCCUACUCGACCAAAAGAAACGACCUGGGGGGGCGGGUACAAGAGAAGUGCAUAACAAGCUCGAGAAACACAGACGAGCCCACUUGAAGGAGUGCUUUGAGACCCUGAAGAAGAACAUCCCCAACAUUGAUGAAAAGAAGACCUCCAAUCUAAGUGUGUUGAGAAGUGCUCUGAGAUACAUCCAGACGCUGAAGCGCAAAGAGAAGGAGUACGAGCACGAAAUGGAGCGUCUGGCCCGUGAGAAGAUCGCCACGCAGCAGCACUUGGAGGAUCUGAAGAAUGAGCUGAGCCAGUGGAUGGACGUGGUGGAGAUUGAGCGCGUGCUGCGGCAGACGGCGCAGCCCGAAGAGGACCAGGCCUCCACUUCCACAGCCUCAGAAGGCGAAGAGGUGAUGGACGAGGACGACGAAGAUGAGGAAGUGACGGCGCGACCUCCGAGCGAGUCGCCUGCCAUUCCUCAGGCCCACAAAACCGAAAGUCUCCACCAGACGCCUCCCGUCCGCUCCUUGACUUUGACGGCCCCCACCCCUUCCUUCAUCGCCCAUCACGUGUCGGCGCUGCAUCCGCCGCCCAAACCCCCUGCCCCCGGUGCAGCCCCCUCCACUGGCCAGCCCACUUUACACCCCACCGUCAUCGCCCACGCGUCCGCCUCGCACCCGUCCGUCAUCCAAGCGGUGAACCACGUCAUCCAGGCUGGGGGACCGAAACAUAUCGCGCAACUGGCGCCGGGGCAGCCGUCUAUCAGCCACAUCACUGUGCACCCGGUGGCCCACCUGAGCUCACACCUCCCCACCCUGUACCCCCAACCGGUGGCCGUCACGCAGCCCGCCUUGAUAAGCCACAUUGCGCACACUCUGGGCCACGUCAACGGCGCCGUCAGCCAGCCUGCUACCGGCACCGCCAUCGUAGGCAAACAGACUGUGGUGGCCCACCACCCGCAGCUGAUGGGCCAAACUGUCCUCAACCCUGUCACCAUGGUAACCAUGCCAUCUUUUCCCAUCAGCACUCUGAAGCUCGCCUGAAGCUUCUCAGCGACACACCUCCAUACGAGACCGCCGCGCCGACAGCCAAGGAGGGCUCAGUGGAUCAACACCCUCACUCGUCAUGUCGACUGCUUCAGUCAGGGACAGGAAGGACCUGCUGGUGCGGACCAAUAGCAGGGCUCGACGUGACUCAUCCCGCCAUAAGCAGCAGGUUGAGAAUGGGAGUCAACAGAAGCCCCGCCCCUCUGCCAGCACACUCGUGCUUAUCUGCCGCAUUCAAAUUGUGGACUGGAUCCACUCCGGUGGUGUGGCGUUGCAGUCCUCAGGUUCGUGCGUGUGGCAAUACCGCCCCCCGCUGUCCACUAAGGUUCUGUAUCUUAGCAUACGCACUCACUGCUCUACAGCUUUUGUGUUGGCUCGUUGAGUCAUGCGUUUACACUAAACCGUUGUUCCAUUGUUUCCCAACCUUGAUUGAGGCAAACCAUCUGACUUGAUGUUUUACAUUUUAGAAACAAAUCUCAUGGCACAGCACCAAACAUAAAUGCCACCAAAACUAAAUAUGCAAGGUAAUUAUGUACCUUCUCUCAUCCAGUGGAAUAACAUUUAAAGGUAUUAUUUGUCGUCAAAUCAUUUUAGAACAAAUGAUGUGAAAUUGGACAAUUUGUAGCAGAAUACCUGUUGAGCUUUUGGCACACUGGUUGGGAAUCAAUGCUCUAAAUAAUAAAUGGAUGCAGAAAGCGGUUCAACCUCCCAACUCUUGUAUGGGAUUAUUAAAAUUGCAGUCAACUACGGAAGUGACACAUUUGGACUGUAAAUACUAGAUCAUUUGACGUUACUAGCACUGUGAAACUCAAGAAUCCAAGCUGUUUAACAUGGCAUGAACCACGUACAACAUGCCAGGCUCUCUGUUGUGAUUUGAGAUACAAAUGAACCCGCCCCCCCACACCUUUUUGAAAAAUAUGUACAUUAUGUUAACUAUCAUCUGUAUGUAAACUUUUUGUUGCUUGUGAUUCUCAAGUUCUGUCUACAUUUGUUUUUUUUUGGGACCAUGUACUUACCUUUACGAAGGUUACAAAACAUGACAUUCGGCCAUUGUGCAAAAUAUUCUGUGUACUUAACGAAAUUUGUCUGGUUUGUUCCCAUUCCAAGUGAUUGGAAUUGCAAAGAUAAAGCUUUAGUUGUUGCUCUUCAGACGAUGUGCUAAUAAGCCUGGAGCAAAUAGGUUUGAGAUCAUGAUGGAGCCCAACACAAAAUGUCUAAAAGUGGUCAGUGGUGAUGACACUGGAAGACAUGAACAAUAUUACACGUGUGUUUUCCCUAUGGCGAAAGUUGUAUUUGUAAAUAGCCUGUAAAAGCUGGGCUGAAUUAGAUUUCACUAUUCUGAAAGAUGCUGGGAAAAUUAUAUGGAAUAAGAACUAUAUAAAACAUGACUUAAUAAAAGGUUUUUGUUUGAAAAUG